This is a messenger RNA of Hemibagrus wyckioides, 3067 nucleotides long. RefSeq names its product IKBKB interacting protein (gene ikbip). NCBI's taxonomy places the organism in Eukaryota, Metazoa, Chordata, Actinopteri, Siluriformes, Bagridae. The record is from RefSeq and is a predicted model, not a curated record. The transcript is spliced from 3 exons. The coding region runs from base 222 to 1508 and encodes 428 amino acids.
CGCGUCCCCGCGAGCAGCUGGAAAAGGCUGCUACGUGGCUGUAUGGCGGCUGUGUCUCACAUCCAAACUUAGCGAGUGACUAUGAAAACGUCCUAAAAAAAAGGACGUUAAACUCUCCUUCCCAGUCAGAAUUACAGCUUCUUUGCCCCUUUUCUUUUAAAUAAACUUUUAGAGAAGUGAAUUUCACUUUUCACAACUUUUUGUAUAAACUCUUCAGCAAAAUGUCGAGCGACGGAUUGAAGCGGAGGAAAGGGAAAGCAGCCGCUGCUCUUAACGGAGACUCUGCAGACACCGUGCAACCGUGUGGAGGAGAUGAAGACAAGAACAAUGGAGAUACAUCUGGAAAAACGUCUCGGUGUUCUGCAGUAGAUGUCAGGACUGUAGUGAGUUUGCUGUCUCUGAGUGCCUGCUUUCUUCUCGCCUGGGCCAUGCUUCAGCAGAAUGCAAGGUUUAAUGAAGUUGAGGAAAAAUACAAUCAUUUGUAUGAAAAAGCAGAUGAUCUACUAGCACUGGAGCAGAAAUUCAGUGCAGCUUCGAAAAAGUUGGAGGCCUCCGAAGACCAUCUGAAGGGGUCAGUCUCUUCUCUCACUACGCUAACUGAGUUGCAACAGGAAGUCAACUCCCUCAAUGGCAUUGUUACAGCUAUGCAAGAGGACCAACAUGCAUCAUCACUUCGCCUCCAAAGUGUGAACAAUCGGUUUUUGAAUGUGACUGAGAAGUGGCAGGGAGGACUGGCCACCGUGACCGAGGACCUGACGACGCUGAGGUCCGAGUCACGCUCAGUUCACGGUCGUGUAACAGAGCGCGUUAACGAAGCUGAGGAGCGCCUGCGUGCUCUGGCCAAACGUCUGGAAGAGCUAGAAGACAGCACAAAGAGGAACGGGCGCGUGCUGGAGCGCACAGAGGAGGAAGAUACCAAGAGCAUCCAAAAUCAGCUAGACUGGAACACCAAGCAGGUUGCAAGGUUUCAGGAGCAGCUUAUGUUGCUCUCCAAAAGAGACAAGGAGCUUGAGGAAAAACUGGUGGUAAUGGAGCCACAGGCCAAAGAAUGUGAAGCACAUCUUCCUGCCGUUGAGGAUGCAGUCAGGUCCAUCCUGAGGUUAGGAGCUGACCUAAGUGGGGCUGAGAGGAGGCUUGAGGAUCUCACUCUACAAGUGGUGGGCUCUGAGGAUAGCUUGCUCAAGGUACUGACUGAGAUUCUUCAGCUCCAGCAGACCCUUGAUGAUCUGCAGGUGGACAACAGCGUGAUGAAGGUGAGGAAUGAGCUUGGAGUUGUCAUGGACGCCAUGAAGGAGCUUAAGCGGGUGCGUAGAGAAGAAGAGCUGAAUUUUGGAAGAGAGGAGCCUGAACAUGAUGAGGGGAAGAACGAUGAGACAUUGAAUAUCAAGCAAGUAAAUGAUGAUAUAAACAGUUUGGAAAUGGAAAGUUUUCCAGAAUCAACAGAAGGACACGGUACGAGUGAAAGAGCUGAGGAGAUCCCGUUGACUGAGUUAAAUGAACUACACUGAUUUUGUUUUAAUAAAAAAUAGACACAACUGCCUGAAAUCAAACUGACAUUUUUCUUUAGUGUGUUUGUUCAUGUACUUCACUAAGAUGUCGGUCACACCAAAUAAUUGUUUUUUUAGGUAAAUAAAGACAAAAUACUUUUACUUUUGGAUUUUUACCUCAAAAUGCCCAGUUCUAAACAUAAUACUACUUAAUGCAUUUGGUUAAUGAUUAUUAGGUCAUGUUUCACUUCUCCUUUCCCCAUCAUCAAGUGACAGCACUGAUCAGUGUCACUUGAAAAUAUGUCACAUUACAGAACAUAAAUAAGUUACGAUGUCCAUUUCAUUUUGUCUUUAAUAAUUAGAUUGUGUAGCCAGAUGCAAGCUUAACCAAACUGUAUGGCAAUGAAUGCUUCUAUUGAAAAAGCUUUCACAUAAGCUAAAGUAUUGAGGUAAAGUAUUGAGCAGCCAUUACACCACAGUAAUAAAUUUCAGGUUAAGCCAGAACCUCACUAUGUUUGUUGUAAGUCACUUGCCAUAAUGCUCUUUGAAUAUAACUGCAGUGUUCACUUUGCAUGUGAUUUUUUUUAAUGGUCCAUUUUAUUUACAGUGCUAUUUUUGCUCCACUAAUUACUACAGGCUCCUCCUGGUAAACUCUGGUGCAGAUUGGACACCAUGUUUUAUCUGUAGUGUUCAUUCUAGCUGGAGAACAGACUAUAACAAAUCAUUCUUCAUAUUAUGUUCUCAUAAUGGCUCAUAGAUAAAAGACAUAAAUACCCAAGAAUGCAUACAAAAUGUGUUAAAUGUUUCUAUUUUAAUAUUCAAAACAUUUUAUAAAACUGUAUAGCAAUUUUACAGUGAGGAAAUACCAGUUUAUUAGGUACACCUGCAGUACAGGGGCACUGUAUAGGUAUAUCAUCACUGAAUAUCGUCCAUAAGUCACUCUUCACAAUUUUUCAGACCCUCUCUACCUCAUUCAACAAUGGAAAGGGAUCAGCUUGGGUGGUGGAUUUAUUCUCCAUGGUGGUCCAGUGGUUAGGAAUUGACACAGAUAAGAAAAAGGAAAAUCUCAGAGUUCUAAUCUCAAACUACAAACCUAGGUGAUAGAUCAGUGAAAUAGGUGUGUCUAAAAAUGUGGUCAGUGUGUGUGUAUACAUUGUUUACCAUGUGUACCUAAUAAAAUGACCAGUGGAUGUAGAGAUAAGGUAGAUGCAGCUAAUAAAUUGUCAACUAAAUUUGUUACCUAGUGAUGAGGCAUGAUGGAGAAUUAACACGCAUCAGCCUCUGGUGUUUGCGAAUGUUCCACUUUACUAUGUUCACCGUUUCAAAUAUUUGUAUUGAUGUUGUAAUGUACAAUGCAUAUAAAUGAUGUACAGAAGAUUUCACACUUCAAUUAAAAAAAGAAUAAGAAAGAAGUUUACUGAAUUGUCAUUACUGUAACAGUUAUACAAGUGAUGGUGAUAAGUGUGUAUGAUAUGAACAUAUUGUUUUUAAUGCAGCAUUUCUUCACUCCUUUUUUUAUUUUAGUGUUAGAUUAAAACUCCAUAUCAGAUUAAUCUCAGACAGAAAACACACAAGAUUAG